AGGCCCCGGGGGCUCGCGCGCCGCGGCGUCGGGGAAGCGGUGGCAGCCACCCUCCUCCCGCGGGCUGCUUCUUACGACUUUUCUUUUGUUGUUGCCGUGACCCGGGUCUGUUUUCUCGUCUGUUGUUUAAGGUGUUUUCCUGCUGCACCGGCUCUCCGCCCUCCUCCUCCUUCCCUGUGGUUUAACCUUCCUCUUUCCCCGUGUGUUUUAUGCACGGCCAACUACGUGGACAUUUGCAUUUCUUACCCCCCCCCCCCCCCACCCUCGCCCCCACCUCUUGGAAAAACAAAAACCCAACCCCACAAAACCUCUCUGGACCCCGCGGUAGCAAGACGUGAAGGGGUUGAUUUGUGGGGUGGGAGUCGCUGGCCCAUUGCGGUGCUUGGGACUCAUUAAACUGUCACUCACCCCCCACCCCACUGGGUAAAUGGGGUGAUUAAUGUCUGAUAUAUUGGAAUGGGGCGAGGGCAUUUGUGGAGUAGAGGCUGUGUGGCUGAGAAGGAAUUUAGCUGCGAAGGGUGCCUCCUGGCAUAGGCGUUCGUCAUUCUGUCAUUCCCCGCGAAGUUAGAGAAAGUUAGGUUUGUGACUUUGGCAGAGCGAGAAGGACGGGACCGAGACGUUGGGUUUUGUUACUCUUUAACUCUGCCGCGGUUUCCUAAUGGGAACGGAGUGCUGAUCACCAGGCAGGGCUGCGACACUUGCGCCUCAGGCCUGUUCUACUCCUCACCCUCCCGGGAGUCUGUGGAGAUGUAUUUGACAUUCACAGAUGUCGCAGCACCUUGCAGGGCACUGGUCGGCCCAGCCCGGGUUACCUUACGAUUUCAUCAGCCAUUAGUAAAGACCCACAAAGUCUAGCUAAAAAGUUCCCAAACUUACUCAGCCUGCUUCCCCCCCCCCCCCCACCUCCUUUCUGAAAGGUUUUCUUGUGAUCACGAAACAUUACAGAGUGACCCAAAAAGAGAUUGUUAUGGGACACAGAUCAAGGGGAAGACAAAGUUCUGCUUUUUCUGAGCCGGGAGGCGGAUCAGAUACGCAGGUGCAGCGUUCACGUUAAGUGGUGGUAGCAGGUUGUGACCGUUUAUUAAUUUGUCUCGUUGAACCGAAGUACUUUCCAGGAUUUCAGAAAGUGCAGUUUCACCACGUUGGUACCGAGACUUGAAAUUUGCAUGAACUGGCAGUGUGAGAAAUUGCGUUGAGAGGGUAGCUGGAGAUAAAUAGUUAAAUAAGAGGGGGAUAAGAAGGUGAACCAGGCUGGAGCAGUAGUUCUGAAUAGUCUUCCACCCUCCUGAGACACGUAUGCCAUGAUCUCGGCAGGGGGAAAAUAUGAAAGUGCCAUAAUAAUGUCGAAAUGGGACUGGAGAUGUCAAUUGGGCUGGUUUAAAAAUAUCCCUAAGCUGCCUUUGAAACUAAACGUUGGAGUUGAAUAAAAGUGAAUCUGGAUUUCCUGAAUAGCACCGCGGCUUGAGUGUGCUGUCAGUAUGUAAGCCAGUCCACCAACUUAAGACAGAAGUGUUGCUAUUCCAUAAAUACAGUAGAACUCCAUAUGCUGAGUUUUUCAAUUUCUUCUGUUAGAAAGUUUGGGGGAAAAAAAAGGGAGACUUUGAAGUAUUUUGUUUAUACUAACAGAAGAGAAAAGUUCUCCUAAGAAAAAGCUGGUGGCAGGAGUGUAGAGGAGUAGCAUAUGGCAUUAAAAGGAGCACAGCUGGAGGUAGCAUUUCCAUCUGAACAUGAUGUCAGAGCAGCUGACAGCCUGCCAUCCCUCAGCCUUUUAUUCUAACACACAGACAGGGAGUUAGUGUGUGCGGAUCUGUGGUGGAGAAGGUAUCUCGUUCCUCUCUAACAUCAUCUCCACUUUGCAUCUGUCUCUCUUAGUCUGCUUUUUUUCCACCGAUGUAACAGACCUGGAGCCAGCGAGACUCAGAGGAAAGGACUUAAUCAGGUUUAUGUGUCCUAAAGGUUAUGAAGACAGCAUGGAGUUCCCAGACCACAGUAGACAUUUGCUGCAGUGUCUGAGCGAGCAGAGGCACCAGGGCUUCCUUUGUGACUGCACCGUCCUGGUGGGAGAUGCCCAGUUCCGCGCGCACCGAGCUGUGCUGGCUUCGUGCAGCAUGUACUUCCACCUCUUUUACAAGGACCAGCUGGACAAAAGGGACAUUGUUCAUCUGAACAGCGACAUUGUUACAGCCCCGGCUUUCGCGCUCCUGCUUGAAUUCAUGUACGAAGGGAAACUCCAGUUCAAAGACUUGCCCAUUGAAGACGUGCUCGCAGCUGCCAGUUACCUCCACAUGUACGACAUCGUCAAAGUGUGCAAAAAGAAGCUGAAGGAGAAAGCCACCACCGAGGCGGACAGCACCAAGAAGGAGGAGGACGCCUCCAGCUGCUCGGACAAAGUCGAGAGCCUCUCGGACGGCAGCAGCCACAUGGCGGGCGACCUGCCCAGCGACGAGGACGACGGCGAGGACGACAAGCUGACCCUCCUGCCCGGCAAAAGGGACUUGGCGGCCGAGCCCGGCAACAUGUGGAUGCGCCUGCCCUCGGACUCGGCGGGCCUGCCCCCGGCCGGCGGGGACGCAGAGCCGCACGCCGCGGCAGCUGGAAAAACAGUGGCCAGCCCCUGCAGCUCCACAGAGUCUUUGUCCCAGAGGUCUGUCGCCUCCGUGAGGGAUUCGGCAGAUGUUGACUGUGUGCUGGACCUGUCUGUCAAGUCCAGCCUGUCAGGAGUUGAAAAUCUGAACAGCUCUUAUUUCUCUUCACAGGACGUGCUGAGAAGCAACCUGGUGCAGGUGAAGGUGGAGAAAGAGGCUCCGUGUGAGGAGGGCGAGGUGGGCGCUAAUGACUAUGACAUGGAGCAUAGCGCCGCGAAAGAGAGCGGGGGCGCUAACGCCCGCGGGCCGUACGAGCCGGCGCACCUGGCUCCGCUGCGGGAGGACUCGGUGUUGAGGGAGCUGGAGCGCGAGGACAAGGCCAGCGACGACGAGAUGCUGAGCCCGGAGCACGAGCGCGGCCCGGCCGAGGCGGCCGUGGACGGCGGCCUGCUGCCCUACGUGUCCAACAUCCUGAGCCCGGCCGGCCAGAUCUUCAUGUGCCCGCUGUGCAACAAGGUCUUCCCGAGCCCGCACAUCCUGCAGAUCCACCUGAGCACGCACUUCCGCGAGCAGGACGGGCUGCGCGGCAAGCCGGCCGCCGACGUCAACGUGCCCACCUGCUCGCUGUGCGGCAAGACUUUCUCGUGCAUGUACACGCUCAAGCGCCACGAGCGGACCCACUCGGGCGAGAAGCCCUACACGUGCACGCAGUGCGGCAAGAGCUUCCAGUACUCGCACAACCUGAGCCGCCACGCCGUGGUGCACACGCGCGAGAAGCCGCACGCCUGCAAGUGGUGCGAGCGCAGGUUCACGCAGUCGGGGGACCUGUACAGACACAUCCGCAAGUUCCACUGUGAGUUGGUGAACUCCUUGUCUGUCAAAAGCGAGGCCCUGAGCUUGCCCGCGGUCAGAGACUGGACCUUAGAAGAUAGCUCUCAAGAACUCUGGAAAUAAUUUUCUAUCUCUCUCUCUAUAUAAAUAAUAUAUAUAUCGACACGUACAUAUAUAUACAUAGAUCUCUAUCUAGUUGUGGUACGGUCUAAAAGCAGCCUUGUUUCCUGGAACUAAGACGUCGGGGUGUUGACUCGGUUUUGCACUUUAGAGUAGCAUGAGACUCUCGCUAAUUUAGCAUUCUGGUAAAAGAGACUCUGGAGCAAGUCGGAGACUAGAGAGGGCCUUUUCUUUCGAGGGGGCAGGGGGAGGAAGCCAAUAAGAACCUUUGAAACAGGUCGUCCUAUCACAAGAUGCUUUCACAGGGCUUCAUUUUGUCGACACUGCAUUGUCUUCUGAGCUCUCGCUCUCGCGCUCUCUCUCUCUCUCUCUCUCUCUCUCUCUCUCUCUUUUUCCACUUUGUUUUUGUUUUGUUUUGUUUUGUUUCGGAGUAGAGAUCCCCUCCAGUUUAUUAGCCUCUCUAUAUGUCACAAAUUGCAUGAAUCUUUUCUGGCUGUUGGAAACCUGAAUGCUUUUAGACCCAAAUGGGAGAUUUCUGAGAUGCUGGAUUAUCUAUUUUUAAACAAGCAGUUGACUUAAAACUUUCUGUGGCAACUUCUGGUUUCCUGACGGUUCCCAAUGAGAGAAAUGCGGAAAGUACACUGGGCUCACUGGGACGCUGUCUUUGUGAAGGUUUGCUUGGGAUGGAAAAGGAUACUGCAGCUCCAGCAGUGUUGAACUGUGUGUUGAAAAAUGUGAAUUACUGUUCUUGUAUACUGUAAUUGAUUACACGGGCUGGGGGGGGUGUCAAAGAACUUGACAGGUUGUGUUGAUGCUCUUAGUUGAGUCUUGAAAGUAAAUAUUAACGCUACAGAAAUGCAUGAGUUUCAAUAUAUUUUUGUCUUUGUUUGCAUUGUAUAACUUUAACGAGUGAGUUUAAAAUUAUUUAAUUUCCUUAGAAAAACAAAAUAGCACCGUUUGGGGAAAAAAAAACCUGGUGUUAUGAAGAACGUAAAUGCACUGUUUUUAUUUUUAUUUUAUAUAAUUUAAAUUGACUUUCCCACUGUCUUUAAGUUGAAACUGUUAAGCUGAAUAAAAACUUAAGCUGCAAAUUGAUAACUUCGCUACAUAACAAGGAAAAUAUAAAUGUUUACAAACGGCUUAAAGAUUUGCAUGUGCAGUGUGCAUUUGUAACAGACUUCUGAUUGCACAGAACCCAUGCCAGCUCAAAGUUUAGGGGUACACAUUUACCCAGUGGAGCAUUUUUAGAAUAACUACUGCACAAAUUGACAAUAGGUCAUUCUCUCUUUUUUUUAUUUUUGUUUUUGGGGUUUUUUUUUUUUUUUUUGGCUCCCCUUUCUUUUUCUCCCCUUCUUCCUUAACCCUCCCUCCCUCCCCUCCUUCAUCAUCCCCCCACCCCAACACCCACCCCCACCCCCCACCCCAACUCAUGAAAAGAUUCUAUGGACUGAAAAAGCCCCGGGCUGAAAGGACUGGCCUGCCUUGAUUGACGUGGGGAAGGUGGGGAAGGGGGUUAGUAGACUAUGUGUAUCACGCAGCACAGGCUGCAGCCCGACGUGUGGUUUUUAAUGACCAGCGCGCAGGGCAAAAGCAUUUUGCACAGUGUUUGUUUUCCUGUCUUGCACUUACAAAUAAGGUCUAUGGGAGUAGCAUGGAAAACGUUUGCUGUUUUUCCCUUUUUUUUUUUUUUAAUUGCUUUUGUUUAAAAUUUGAUCGCCUUAACUACUGUAAACAUAGCCUAUUUUUGUGCUUAAGAUACUGAAUGGAAAACUCCAUUGUGUGUUGCUGGACUGUUUGGAAUAUUUGGUCAAAUGUGUGUAAUUUGGCUGUAAUGGCAUUUAAAGCAAACAAACAAACAAAAAAAGCUGUGAAAAUGGCCUUGGAGCAUUAUCUUUAGUUACUUGAAGAGUUUCUAGUUUGUUUUGUUUUUUUUUUUUUUAAAUACAGUUUAUGUUAAAAUAAUUUUUAUUAAUUUAGAGGAGACAAUCAAUGUCUGAGAAAACGGACUUUCUUUUGGAUUUUCUUUUUUGUGGUCAUUGUGAGUGAUUGCUUUUCCCUUUUAUUAGUUUCACAUUCUUCCUUUGUUCUAAAAACUUAGGACUGACAUCUAGCUUUGACAAUCAUAGUAUGUUUUAUUUUCCUGAGGGGGGAAUAACUUAUAAUGCUGUUUAGUUUUUACUAUUGGGUGUGGUGAAUUUUAAAACUGUGUUGCUAACUGCAAUAAAUUAUAUGAACUGAGAA
Messenger RNA from Lynx canadensis (Canada lynx), 5777 nucleotides. RefSeq names its product zinc finger and BTB domain containing 18 (gene ZBTB18). The record is from RefSeq and is a predicted model, not a curated record. Lineage: Eukaryota; Metazoa; Chordata; Mammalia; Carnivora; Felidae. The transcript is spliced from 2 exons. Gene Ontology annotation, cellular component: nucleus. The coding region runs from base 1944 to 3539 and encodes 531 amino acids. Gene Ontology annotation, biological process: regulation of transcription by RNA polymerase II. Gene Ontology annotation, molecular function: DNA-binding transcription factor activity, RNA polymerase II-specific; RNA polymerase II cis-regulatory region sequence-specific DNA binding; protein binding.